Messenger RNA from Penicillium crustosum, 378 nucleotides. RefSeq lists its product as uncharacterized. The record is from RefSeq and is a predicted model, not a curated record. Lineage: Eukaryota; Fungi; Ascomycota; Eurotiomycetes; Eurotiales; Aspergillaceae. The transcript has 2 exons. Bases 1 to 378 code for a protein of 125 amino acids.
AUGCGUUUCACUAUCGCCGGACUUCUCUCCCUGGCUAUGGCCGUGGCUGCUAUCCCAAGCCCCGAAGGGAAGCACGCUGACAGCAAGCCUGGUAGCGUCGAGGUCAGCCCACAAUGCGGCAAUCAGAUCUUGGCCUGCUGUUCGGACGUCCACAUUGAUGUCGGUAAGAGACAGUUGGACACGCUUGUUGCUGGUCUUGUUGGUACCGUCGACGGACUCCUUGGUACUUUGAGUUCGACUUAUGGCGGCGGUGAAUCUCAAAAAUGCUUCAACCAUGGCCAAGGUGCAGUAUGCAAAGGCACUAGCGCCUGCUGCCCAGGAAAUGGCAACGAGUGCGUCGCCAUCUCCAAGGAUGAGGCAUACAAGCACGAGGGCUAA